Zerene cesonia (dogface butterfly) is the source of this 1596-nucleotide messenger RNA. RefSeq names its product UDP-xylose and UDP-N-acetylglucosamine transporter (gene Efr). The record is from RefSeq and is a predicted model, not a curated record. Lineage: Eukaryota; Metazoa; Arthropoda; Insecta; Lepidoptera; Pieridae. The transcript is spliced from 2 exons. Bases 182 to 1192 code for a protein of 336 amino acids. Gene Ontology annotation, cellular component: Golgi membrane; endoplasmic reticulum membrane. Gene Ontology annotation, molecular function: UDP-N-acetylglucosamine transmembrane transporter activity; UDP-xylose transmembrane transporter activity. Gene Ontology annotation, biological process: transmembrane transport.
UACACAACAUCAGUCGUCAGCAUAGAUUAUACAUAUAUAGUUGUCAGUAGUGCUAUACUACUCUUUGGUUGUCAGUGUCCGUCGUUGUCAAACGUGUGCCGCUUGUCAGAAUGUUUGUAGUUUCGUGAUUUUAGUGUUUAUUUACGGUUAUCGCAUUAAAAAAGGGUUAAAAAUAUUCAUAAUGAACGCAAAAGCGGCGCUGGCAAUUUGCAUGGUGUUUGUUGGGUGUUGUUCCAAUGUUGUGUUUUUAGAAUUAGUUGUGAAAGAGGACCCAGGCGCGGGAAAUUUAGCGACAUUUUUGCAAUUCUUACUCAUUGCAACUGUUGGUUUUUGUACUGUUGGCAAAUUUGGAACGGCUAAACGCAACAUACCCUUUAAUCAGUACUUGCUACUUGUGGGAUUCUUCUGGACCAGCAGUGUAGCGAACAAUUAUGCAUUUGACUUCAAUAUAUCUAUGCCGUUGCAUAUGAUAUUCAGGGCUGGUUCGCUGAUGGCAAACAUGGCUAUGGGUGUGUGGAUAUUGAAGAAGCGCUAUCCAGCAUUAAAGUACCUAGCAGUAUUCAUGAUUUCAGCUGGUAUAGCCAUCUGUACCAUACAAUCAAGUGGAGAAGUCAAAGCUCCAAGGGAAACCCAUGAAGAUGCUGCCGAGGAAGAGAAACUCAAGUUCAUUGACUGGCUCUGGUGGUGUUUGGGCAUUGCCAUUCUAACCUUUGCCCUUUUCCUCUCAGCUCGUAUGGGAAUUUUCCAAGAGUCGUUAUAUUCCAAGUAUGGAAAGCACCCGUGGGAGGCUUUGUAUUAUACUCAUUUAUUACCAUUAGUGUUUUGGUUACCGACAGCGCCUAAUAUUACCAACCAUGUAUCUAUAGCAUUAAGCACACCUGUAGUAGAAUUUCUAGGUAUCACAUUCCCGAGACAAGUCUUAUGGCUGAUUUUGUAUGUAUUAACGCAAGGACUAUGUAUCAGUUCUGUAUAUGUUUUGACAACUGAAUGUGCCUCGUUAGUUGUAACUCUCACGGUCACAUUGAGGAAGUUUGUAUCACUCAUAUUUUCUAUUUUGUACUUCAAAAAUCCCUUCACUUUAGGACAUUGGAUCGGUACAUUAUUAGUGUUUAUAGGCACUUUGAUAUUCACUGAGAUUUUACAGAAAAUGGUUGCAUUUGUUGUGCCUAAAGACAAAAAGAAAGUACAGUAAUUUUAUUGUGUUAUUUACACAUUGUGAUAGUUUUGCCAUAUUCAGAGGCAUUUAGAUGUUCCUUAUGCAAUUACAUGUUUUUUUUUAUUGUAUCCCAUUGCAAUUUUUUUUUAUAAAUGAUCUUUAUCACGUUACGGAAGUUUUAAAACAGCUUAGUCAUUCUGCUGAGAUAAUUUUUAUGAGAUACUGGUUAGUAUGUGUAAUAGAUAAAAUAUUGCAUUGUCAUAAUUAUAGUGUAUCUGUGCAGAUACACAGCUUAGAAAUAAUAAAUGAUAUGUUGCUAUUUUAUCAUAAACAAAUUAUUUAUUUAUUGUUUUACUUUUAAAUUUUACAUGGUACAAAGAUAUUGUGUUAACAGUUAACAGAAUUUUUUAUUAAUUAUUUUUUUUAUUAUAUUGACUCAA